UACCCGCUCCUUCCCGCCAUGAACCGCUACCUCCUGCCGCUGUCCGUGCUGGGCACGGCGGUGGGUGGCGCGGUGUUGCUCCGAGACUACGUUGCCGGUGGGGUCUGUCCCAGCAAGGCCAUCAUUCCUGGGAAGACCGUCAUUGUGACCGGCGCCAACACGGGCAUCGGGAAGCAGACGGCCUUGGAGCUGGCCAGAAGAGGAGGCAACAUCAUUCUGGCCUGUCGAGAUAUGGAGAAGUGUGAGGCGGCGGCAAAGGACAUUCGCGGGGAGACCCUUAAUCACCGCGUCAACGCCCGGCACCUGGACUUGGCCUCCCUCAAGUCCAUCCGAGAGUUUGCCGCAAAGAUCAUCGAAGAGGAGGAGCAAGUGCACAUUCUGAUCAACAAUGCGGCUGUGAUGCGGUGCCCCCGCUGGACCACCGAGGAUGGCUUUGAGAUGCAGUUUGGUGUUAACCACUUGGGUCACUUUCUUUUGACAAACUUGCUGCUGGACAAACUGAAAGCCUCGGCCCCUUCACGGAUCAUCAACCUCUCGUCCUUGGCCCACAUUGCAGGACACAUAGACUUUGAUGACUUGAACUGGGAGAAAAGGAAGUAUGACACCAAGGCAGCUUAUUGCCAGAGUAAGCUGGCUGUCAUCCUCUUUACCAGGGAGCUGAGCCGGCGGCUGCAGGGCACGGGUGUGACUGUCAACGCUCUGCACCCUGGUGUGGCCAGGACAGAGCUGGGCAGGCACACGGGCAUGCACAGCUCUGUCUUCUCCAGCUUCACACUCGGGCCCAUCUUCUGGAUGCUGGUCAAGAGCCCCCAGCUGGCAGCCCAGCCCAGCACGUACCUGGCUGUGGCAGAGGAAUUGGAGGGUGUUUCUGGAAAGUACUUCGAUGGACUCAAAGAGAAGCCUCCAGCCCCUGAAGCUGAGGACGAGGAGGUAGCCCAGAGACUUUGGGCUGAAAGUGCCCGCCUGGUGGGCUUGGAGAUGUCCGGUGGUUCCUCUGUGAGGGGGCAGCCCCUCCCCAAAUAACCUCUGGGAGACUUUGAAAACCACGUGGGAGGCUGAGUACCAGGAUGGAGCGGCAAGACCAACCAAGGCUGGCUGCUCUGUCUGCAGCACCCUCUAGGUGGCAGUAUUGGCCAAGG
Odobenus rosmarus divergens (Pacific walrus) is the source of this 1139-nucleotide messenger RNA. It is a transcript of the gene RDH13, whose product is annotated as retinol dehydrogenase 13 (all-trans/9-cis). Lineage: Eukaryota; Metazoa; Chordata; Mammalia; Carnivora; Odobenidae. The transcript is spliced from 7 exons. The record is from RefSeq and is a predicted model, not a curated record. Gene Ontology annotation, molecular function: oxidoreductase activity. The coding region runs from base 19 to 1023 and encodes 334 amino acids.